UGAGGAAGCAGGAAUUCUUUACCUGCACAGGACACAGAUGGAUCUCGUCUUGUAUUUUGUGUGUAUGGUGAGACUUUACAACAGGGUAUUAAUCCAUUAUAACCAUAUGUAGGCAUUCAAAGUUUUUCUUUUCUAUAAUAUAAUCACCAUUUUCCUAGAACUCAUUUCCAUGCAUCCCCCUCCUCCAGGAAGUCCUUUUAUGAUCCUGGAGAUUUAUAAAGAGGGGUCUCUCUGGUGGUCAUAUUCAAUGAAUGCUGCCAUAUUACAGGUGGCCUUGCCUUGAACUUUUCCUCUGGCCAUGCACUGUUGCCUCUUGUUCCUAAAAUUGCCCCAAACCACUGCAGGCCUCCUUAUCUGUUCCUGCACUGGUUCCAGCCACGUUUAUCCUCCUGUGUGCCAGCCUUUACAUCCUGUGAGAAACAAUCACCCAUUUAUUAAAAUUAUUAAAGGUUUAUUAAACCUUAACCAAAAAUACAGCAAAAGGAGUAAAUAAGGAGAAGCAGGCCGGGGAGCUUCCCUCAUGGCUGCCUACCACGUGGCGGGCUCACCUGCAAGAUGGAUGCUUCUCCUUUGAUAGCCCCGGGGGUUGCAUCAGCUAAACCUGGCCCCUCCCAAAGUCUGUCUGCCAACUCUUCUUUGUGUGUAUUGGUGGAGCCUGCUUUCUUGCACCUUGACUGGAGGGCCAGGUGUUGUCAUGCUGCACCUCCCCCCCCAGCAACAAACUUUGUACACCCCUUCUUUGUACCUGUCCUAGAUGACUCAGGCUCUGUGAUGGAAAGAGUACAGAGUGGCAAAAGGGGAUUAUGGGGAGAAGAGGGGACAUCUACACAACAGUCUACAAUAACAUAAUUAUACAUCUAUAAAGCUUCUAUGAAUAUUCAAACACUAUUCAUCCCUUAACUGUGAGGGCAAAUUGUCUCAUUAUCCAUCUGUAACACAUCUUUUUAAGUUUUGGCCACUUUGCUUUUGAACAACUUCAGAAGAACUGACAAUGUUUAUUCUCUAUGUUAUUUAUCUGCCUCCUGCUGAACAUCCCAAACCACCCAUCUGCCUCUCCCACCCCAUCAUUUUCACCACCGUCCUCCCCUGCACAUCUCACUCCUCCCCACUGAAUCCUUCCCUCUGCAGGGAGCUGCUGAGGAGCCUCAUGGUCCAUCCCUGGAUUCUCCAAGCACUAACUGCCCAUCCACGCUGACCACAGCCAGGAGCCACAUCCCACUGCCUGCCCAGCAUCCAUCCAUGGAGGUGAGCACUGUGUCCCCUUUCUUCACCGCACCCAACGAUGGGCCUGGUCAGUGUGACAUCAAUGUUUCCAGCGUGGCCAUGCACCUUGUGACCCUGCUCGUCGGCCUCUGUGGGCUGGUUGGGAAUGGGGCUUUCCUCCAGCUCCUCCACAUUAAUCCCAACACCGACUUUGUCUUCAACCAGGCCAUCACCGACUUCCUCUUCCUCAUCAUUAUGGUCCCCUCCAGCCUGCUCUUCCUUGUGGAGGAAGUGUCCUGCUCUGCUAUAAUGCCCCUUAUGUAUUUGAGUUUUCUUUUCUAUCUGUCGCUGUUCUCCUACACCAUGGGGCUGUACCGGUUGAUGUUCAUCAGCAUUCAGAGGUGCAGGUCCAUCCUAUGCUUGUUUUUCUGUGGUUGCCAACUUCCUGAGCGACUGGUUUUGGUGGUGAUGAGUGUCCUGUUCUGGGUCCUCCUGUUUGUUGUCACCGCUGUCAAUCCCACAGUGACUUCCCAGUGCCAGUCACACGAGCAGAAGCAGUGCCGGGUGGCUCUCACCUCCAUGUAUGCCCUCAACCUCUUCCUAUUUGCUGCACCCAUGGUCAUUUCCAGCACAAUCCUCUUCAUUCAGUUCAAGCCUGGCUCCCAGCAGCAGCAACACAUGAGGCUCGACAUUGUUAUCGUCCUCGUUGCACUCUUCAGUCUGCCCCUCAGUCUCUGGUCUUUCCUGCAGCAGCUCGGCUACACGGCUGUGCCCUCCCAGGUGGUUUUCCUGCUCACCUGCAUCACCAGCAGCAUCAAACCCUUCAUCUACUUCUUGGUGGGGAGCUGGAAGAGAGCCUACUCCAUGAGGGGCUGCUGGAGACACUGCUCCAUGCAGAGCUGCAGGAGGCACUCCUCUGUGCAGUCCCUAAGGAAGGCGAUCCACAGGGUGUUCGAGGAGCCAAAAGAAAACACUGCCCACAGCACUGAACCUACCAUGGACACAGAGGCCUGAGCCUGUUGAUCCCAUCCACUGCACUGCUGAAGGACCCUGGGACAGUGGCUGAGAGAUUCCUUGAGUCUCCUGGUCAGUAAAUGCCCACAGUGUCACCCUCCCUGUGCUGGGGCAUCCCCAGCCCCUUUCCAGGCCGCUCUGGGCUCUGAUCCGUGCUUGUGAGGCCUCAGCCUUGAGGAGCAGCCCCUGGGCUCAGCUGCUCUGGCGCUGAUCAGAAACACCCUCUGCUCCCAGGAACUGCUGCUGUCCAACCACCUCCUGGGCCUUUAUCAACAGCCUUGGGAAUUGUUUUCCUUCCCUGAAGGCCACAGCAUCCCUGCUCUCCCACUUUCCCAGAGAGCUGCCUGCCCGAAGUGUGGCCAGGGUGAAACAUUGCUGUGAGUGACGCCCAUCCCUUGGGGCCUGUGAGCAGCGGCCCAAAAGGAGACCCUUGGAGCUCUCCUGGGCCCAGCAGCGCUGAGCAGAAGCUCCCUGGGAGUGGGGCCUCUCCGAGCUGGGAUCUCUCCCGUCUGCUGCCCUCGGCUGAUCCCCGAACGCCGACGGCUCCUGGGCCGAUCCCCCAGUGCUCCAGGCCCAGCCCUUGGCCCAGUGAGGAGAUGAAAAGGGAUCCACAGGGAGCAUUUGCCCCACAUCCCCUGCAGGCUUGCUAAUCUGUUUCUGCACUGGCUCCAGCCACAUUUAUCAUCCUCUGAGCUCCUGAGGAGCAUGCUGGAGCUGGGCUUUCUUCCUCCCUCCUUGGACCUCCUAUGACCAGGAGGAGCAGAGACCCUGCUGGGAGUCCUGGCUGGAGCGGGGCAGGAUCAGGGCUGUUGGGUGGAAAAUGGGGCUCUGGGGAUGGUCUGGGGUGUUGAAGGUGGUUUCGGAGGGGUCAGGAGAGGCUCAGAGGUGGUUGGAGGGGGUCUGGAUACCAGAAACCCCGUAUCUCCCCACUAGAGGACAGCAGAGCCUGACAAGCCGUGAUUGGUGCGGGGGAGCGGCUCCAUCUGAGAAAGCUGUGGGAUGUGAUAAGAUGGGGUGAGGAUGGAGAGCCUGGAGGGAACGGGGAAUGAGGAGUAGGGAUGAGGGAUAGAAUGGAGAGCAGCUCUGGGUAGUUUGGCCCUGAGCAAGUUUUGGCAAUGAUCAUGGAGGUAUUACCAUAUUGGCACUUGAUUCUGAGAAGCUCCCAGCUGCCUCACCAACACUGCCAGCACUGGCAGCAUUCCAGAGCCGCCAGCACCACCAGCAUCCCUCUGCUUCUGGAGGGACAAUGACCCCUCAGGGAAAAGAAACCAGGAAUGUCAGAAACCCUUCCCUUUUGGGAAAGGGAAGGCUGUCAGAGAAUGGACAUUCUCCUGGGAAGGAGUGUUUCUAAUCAGGAGGAAAUGAGGAGCCAUUCACAAAGACAAAGAGGUUUGGGUUUUUGUGUUUGUUUGUUUGCUUGUUUGUUUUGGUUUUUUUUUUUUUUCCUUUGUACCAAAAACCAUAAGGCUGUUUAACUCUGACCUAGCCAAAGUUGGAAAACCGCUUCUGACUGCCAUGUGACCCCACUGAGUCUUGGAGAGCAACACCAGGACAGGGCACAGAGGGACAGGAGUGGGGAACUCCUGGUGAUCUGGGGACAUCCUUCUGCAUGGUACUGACCUGGGAGGAUCCACUUUGGGAUAUGGAUGCCAUAAGAGCAAGAAGUAUGUGUCUUGCAAUGUAAUAUGUCGUCACAUUUUGGUCAGACAAAACAAUCCCUCUAGGCCUGAAAUUCAAGGACAUUCUACCGCCACCAGCCCAGCAAAGUCAAGACAAAAGUGAAUUGGGGAGGGCAAACUGGGGGUAAAUGACUUCAUUACCUGAAGCUGUAAUUGGAGGAUUAACCCCUGGUUUGUUAAUGGACCAAACUUAUAUCUGUCUGAAAAACUCAUCACCAUUGUCCAUUUUGGGUGUAGCUCCUCUCGGAGGCUUUGACUGCCCACGGUGAACCUUCUGAAGGCCUUUCAGAAAUGCCUGCUUUUAUUCUCUUCCCCUUGUCUGGCCUCUGUCCCUGGGAGCCACCCCAAGGCAUCAGGCAGACAGGGGCUGGAGGGGGCAGGAGGGCUCUGGGUGCCAGCAAUCCCAAAUCUCCCACUGGACAGCAGCAGAGCCCAACAGGCCACACGUGCAGCCAGGGAGUGACCUCUGACUGGGAAACCAUUGGGAUGGGAUGGGAUGGAAUG
This is a messenger RNA of Passer domesticus (house sparrow), 4400 nucleotides long. Its product is annotated as proto-oncogene Mas-like. Gene Ontology annotation, cellular component: membrane. Bases 1240 to 2217 code for a protein of 325 amino acids. Lineage: Eukaryota; Metazoa; Chordata; Aves; Passeriformes; Passeridae. Gene Ontology annotation, biological process: G protein-coupled receptor signaling pathway. Gene Ontology annotation, molecular function: G protein-coupled receptor activity. The record is from RefSeq and is a predicted model, not a curated record. The transcript has a single exon.